Molecule: messenger RNA, 1002 nt
Organism: Ophidiomyces ophidiicola
Lineage: Eukaryota; Fungi; Ascomycota; Eurotiomycetes; Onygenales; Onygenaceae
Gene: KGD2
Product: 2-oxoglutarate dehydrogenase complex E2 component
Exons: 6
Coding region: 1-1002 (333 amino acids)
Molecular function (GO): acyltransferase activity
Source: RefSeq, a predicted model, not a curated record
AUGACACUAAUUUAUGGCCAGAUUGACGUUACUGUAAACGCACCCGCAUCCGGUAUAGUCAAACAAUUUUUAGCAAAUGAAGAGGACACGGUCACAGUUGGACAGGACUUGGUUAAGUUGGAGCAGUGUACAGAAAAGCCUGCCCAUCAAGAGAAUAGAACAACAACAAGGUCAGAUACUGUUACGGAGAAACUCCAGCAAACACAAAAGGUCCAAAAGCAUGCAGCACAACAUGAAGAAGCAACAACCACAAAAAGUACAAAAUCAAACCCCCCAACAGAACAUUUCCCUGUGGAGGUCAAAGAGGCCAUAAGUGCUACUCAUGCAAAUAUUGGAAAUCGUGAAGAACGCAGGGUGAAGAUGAAUCGCAUGAGACUCCGUAUUGCAGAACGCCUAAAGCAAUCCCAGAAUACAGCAGCAUCAUUAACCACCUUUAAUGAAGUAGACAUGUCAUCACUCAUGGAGUUGCGCAAAUUAUACAAAGAAGAAGUUCUAAAAAAGACAGGUGCCAAGCUAGGGUUUAUGAGCGCAUUUGCUCGGGCAUGUGUUUUAGCUAUGAAAGAAGUUCCUGCGGUAAAUGCAUCGAUUGAAGGGCAAAAUGGCGGCGACACAAUUGUCUAUAGAGACUAUGUUGAUAUCAGCGUUGCGGUUGCAACUCAGAAAGGCCUUGUGACUCCUGUUGUUCGAAACGUUGAAGGCAUGGAUCUUAUCACGAUCGAAAAAGCCAUUGCAGAUCUGGGCCAAAAGGCUCGUGAUAAUAAAUUAACUAUCGAAGAUAUGGCUGGUGGUACAUUCACCAUCAGCAAUGGGGGUGUUUUUGGAUCCUUGAUGGGAACUCCGAUUAUCAACCUUCCACAAACUGGUGAGGACACGAUAAAACAAUGCAUGAUGUUCCUAGCCUUAACGUAUGAUCACCGACUGCUUGAUGGCCGGGAAGCAGUUACAUUUCUAGUAAAGGUUAAGGAUUACAUUGAAGACCCAAGACGAAUGCUCUUAAUGUAG